AGGUAUGAGUGAGCCUUUGUAUCAUACUGUGAGUGAUGCUCGUCAGCACACAAACCCAGAGUUUCUCUACAGGAACACAGAGAGAGUUAUUCCCUGUACUGUAAGGACACAUUCAGCAUUGUGCAGUAAAUCCAGAUCAUCCCAGUUAAAUGAUUACAUGGAUGUGAGUGUGGUCGUCAGAGCAGCACUGAUCAGUGUCAGGUUAUAAUGACCAAGGUGUACACAAACACUAAGUUUGAGUGUGUGCAGUGAGACUUCAGUCAAAGCAUUUAACUGAGGUGUGAAAAAUAAGCUGAACUCUACAGCUUGUUGUGGUCCCCUGUGGCUUGACAGCCUUCCAGCUGUUCUCCAGCAUUUUCAUUUACAGUCAUAAAAUAUCUCCACAUGUUGCUCCUCUUUCUCUCUCUCUGCAGUCCAAAUGCGUCUUCUGAGCGCAUCUGAGUCACGUGACGGCACAGGAACAAAUCCCAGCAGGGCAGGAAGAAGGGGGCGGAGCAAAGUGCGUCUGCCGCAUAAGAAGAGGUGUUCACACAGACAGAGCUGCUUUUUCAUCCACAGCGAGUAAAUAGUGAACCUCCAGGAGAGAAACAAACUAAAGUAUCGAUCAUAUACCACUACCAACGUUUGGAUCGAUAUCUGCAUCGAUCUGCACACCCUUGUCUCCUGGAUCGUAGCUGAGAUCAGCGUGAACCACGUGGGUCUCUGCUCCCUGACCUGUUUCCUGUUUGGAAAGAGUUCCAGCUUCAUCACGGAGUUUCUCUCGGUUUGUGGGCUCAUCUAAAGGACCAACGUGGAUCGAGAAGUCAGCGCUCUCAGGAGGCCGACAAUUUCGUUGAAGAAAGAAGUGGAAGAAAAAAAUACAACCGUGACGAGUUUGGGAAAGAUUUUACUGUGAAAGCUUCCCUAAAAAUGCAUCAGGUCAUCCACACCGGAGAGAGACCAUUCAGCUGUGGAGACUGUGGAAAGUCUUUUACCACAUCUGGACACUUAAAAGCACACCAACUGAUCCACAGUGGAGAGAGACCGUUCAGCUGUGACGACUGUGGAAAGUCUUUUACCAGGUCUGGAAACUUAAAAACACACAAACUCAUCCACAGUGGAGAGAGACCGUUCAGCUGUGACGAGUGUGGAAAGUCUUUUACCAAGUCUGGAAACUUAAAAACACACAAACUCAUCCACAGUGGAGAGAGACCGUUCAGCUGUGACGAGUGUGGAAAGUCUUUUGCCCACUCUGGAAGCUUAAAAAUACACCAACUCAUCCACAGUGGAGAGAGACCGUUCAGCUGUGACGAGUGUGGAAAGUCUUUUACCCAGUCACGAAUAUUAAAAACACACCAACUCAUCCACACUGGAGAGAGACCGUUCAGCUGUGGAGACUGUGGAAAGUCUUUUACGCAGUCUGGACACUUAAAAUCACAUCAACUCAUCCACCGUGGAGUUAAAGCGUACACCUGUGAUCAGUGUGGCAGAGCUUUUACUCACAGUAACAACUUACAGAGUCAUCUAGUUACCCACUCUGGAAUUAAGGCGUACAGCUGUGACAUUUGUGGAAAAACUUUCAGCCGGAUAGGGAGCCGAAAUACACACCUACGCAUUCACACCAGACAUGAUGUGUACAGCUGUGAUCAGUGUGGUAAACAGUUUACCACAGACACAGAGUUACGACGUCACAUGUUUACCCACACUCAGGAACGACCUUAUAAAUGUGACCUGUGUGAGAAGACUUUUAAAUCUCCACGUUACCUGAAAGCACACCAACAGAUCCACACCAGAAAGACUCUACAAGUGCAGUUACUGUGAGGUAUGUAUUUAUAUUUUUAUCUUGUCAGCCCGACUGUUUGAAACAACUCUGCUCAUCAAAU
Molecule: messenger RNA, 1862 nt
Organism: Pelmatolapia mariae (spotted tilapia)
Lineage: Eukaryota; Metazoa; Chordata; Actinopteri; Cichliformes; Cichlidae
Product: gastrula zinc finger protein XlCGF7.1-like
Exons: 2
Coding region: 910-1800 (296 amino acids)
Source: RefSeq, a predicted model, not a curated record